Molecule: messenger RNA, 2178 nt
Organism: Phytomonas sp. Hart1
Lineage: Eukaryota; Euglenozoa; Kinetoplastea; Trypanosomatida; Trypanosomatidae
Source: the annotation of a GenBank genome assembly
AUGCACGAGCGAGAAAUGCAGGAAACGCGGCAACGGGUUGAGGAGGAAGUGAAAGCUAAUUUUGAGCCACAAAUAGUGGAGUUGCAGAGCAAAAUUGCAACCAUGCGUAAGGAAGAACAAGACCUUCAGGCGCAGCUUGAUGCGCAGGGCGGUUCAAACGACCUUGUUCAGUCUGCUAUCGCUGCCGCUGUCAGCACUAUUUUGAAGGGCGUUGAGGAAAAGUUCUCGAAGGACGCUCUCAAAACGGAGGAUUGGAUCAAGACGGUGGAAGAACUGGUGCGGCACGAGGUCCGCUCUUCACUUGCGGUUACUGCGGAUAGCGAAGCUCAGUCCGAGCGCAACGAGCAGCAGAAAAACUUUGCCGAUAUCUUAGAGUUUUGGCGCCAAGCCGAGGAGGAGAUUCGGGGUCUCAUCCAGAAGAUGGACGAGGUUCUUUUGUUUGAUCUUCAGUCGGGGCUCCAAGAGGAUCUCUCUCGCCUCCAGAAAGAGGAGCUUAGUAUGGAGGAAGUCUAUAUCCAAUCCCGCGGGACUUGGGCGUCUCAGUACCAGGCUAUGCUGCAGGUCGAGGUCGACGCCAUCAUCCAACGACGAGAGACUGAGCUUGCCGAGUGCCGUAAACUGCGCGAUCAGAUCCAUGUCGAGCGUGUUGCGGAGAUCGAGCACAGACAUCAGCAGCGGAUCAGCAUGGAAGAUCGAUUGCACAAAGAGGAGAUGGAGCGGCUACGAGGUCACUUCGCGCAGGAAGAGCAAUUCAACGAAGAGCGCCAGCGCAUUGCAGUAGCAGCUCAACAGGAUAUCACAAAGGCCAUGGAGUCUUCUAAGAGCGUGGCGGUCUCCAUGGAGGCGGUACUGACCUCUUUGAAGGACUAUCGUUCGUGCGUGGACGAGGGCCGCGCCGCGUUAGAGUCCGAUCGCCACGAAGCUUUGGCAGAGCGCCAGAAAACGCUCGAGUCUGUUCGCGAUUUGGUAGCCUCUCUUCAAAGCACCAUUGACGCUGACUGCCGCAGUCUUAACGAAGCCUCGUCCAAGCUCCAGCUGUCGAAGGAGCAGAUGGAGGAGGAGAUGCGGUCGGAGGCAUUGUGGCUAACUCAACAGGAGGCAGCCUAUACGAAGAGUAAGGAGAAUUGGGAGCGGGAGCAUCGUCGGUGGAAGCAACUAGUGAAGGAUGAGCGACAUAACGUCGAGGAGCGCUUUUAUAAGGCCUUGGGUGCGUUGCGAGAUAGUGUCGCCCAGCUUAGUACUGAAGAACAUGAGAUUGAAGGGCAAUCGUCCGCCUUGAAGCGUGCGUUUUCCGAGAUCGAAUCCUCCGUUGCUAGGGAUAUUGCGUCUCUCCAAAAUAAACAACGAGAACUGCAGUCUCGGAAAGAGGUAAUGAGCGCCGCACUGUGCACCCUUGAGAUAAAAGGCGAGGAAAUAGUCAAGCAAUGGCGCAAUUUACAAGACGAACGCACGACUUUGGACUUCGAGUGGGAUGCCUUACGGGAGGAGGAGUCAAAACUUCAGCAGAUGGCUCAUUCAUUGGAUCUUGUUAACGUUCAAUGUGAUGCGACUCGUGCCCAAGCCACCUCUACCGCCGAGAACGGCCGUAUUCUGCAGCACCAUCUUUUGAUGAGGAAAGAUACUGUAGAACAUGGGUUGGCGCGCUCAUUUUCCUCAGAAUUCAAACAAAAAAGGCAUCCCACAUCGCCCGCCUCGUAUGCAGAUCCCUCUGGACACUUACAUCAGCCUCACCCUGCGCGUCCUUCGUCCAAGAAGGAUCGUCUUCCCCUAAGAACGUUCAAGGAACUUAUGCAAAAUCUUCAGAAUAUGGGCGAUUUUCCGGAAUUCUUACACCAUGCCACAUUCAACAACGUGAUUCCAAGCUUUGAGUCUACUGAUGCCAAGCGGAAGAAAAGGGAAAUCGCGGUGGUCCCACACAAAGCAAAUGAACCUUCGUUGUUAAAAGCACCUGAACGGCGCGAUACAGCCAAGUUCGUACCGAAGCACAACCCUACUACUUCAAAACAUUCCAGACAGAGCCCAAAUCGAUCUAAGAGCGCGACCACACAUCAGGAUUCAUUGUCUCCUAUAAGAGAAAUAUCGGUUGCUCCGUCAUCCCACGGAGGUUACUCUGUAGGGGAUACCUUUACCAAUCUUAUCAGUUUCUCAGAGGGCGAUACUACUUCACAUUCCUUCUAA